Messenger RNA from Microtus oregoni (creeping vole), 1029 nucleotides. RefSeq names its product glutathione S-transferase P-like. Gene Ontology annotation, biological process: glutathione metabolic process. NCBI's taxonomy places the organism in Eukaryota, Metazoa, Chordata, Mammalia, Rodentia, Cricetidae. Bases 1 to 1014 code for a protein of 337 amino acids. Gene Ontology annotation, molecular function: glutathione transferase activity. The record is from RefSeq and is a predicted model, not a curated record. The transcript is spliced from 3 exons. Gene Ontology annotation, cellular component: cytosol.
AUGGGAACAGGUCAAGCCAGCAACCUCCACAGGAGCAGUCCCAAAGCAACAACUCCCACAGAAGCAGAUAAAAGGGAGCAACCACUGAGGGGCCAGGGCCAAGCCAGAGACUGCUGUGAGACUGGGUGUGAGUCAGGGACCUCUGAAAGAGCAGGUCUAAGACAGCAACCUCUGCCAAAGCAGGUCCCUGCAAGAAAACUAAGCAGAAUCAGGUAUGAGUAUAUGGCCACCAAGGGAGCAGGCCUGAACCAGAGACCUCUUCAGGACUUGGUCCAAGCCUUUGUGGGAGCAGGUCUGAAUCAGGGACAUCCUCAGGAACAGGCCAAAGUCAUCAACCUCCAUUGGAGAAGUUCUGAGUCAUCCAGUGACCUCUGCCAGAACAGGCCUGAGGCAGAGACUUCCAUAGGAGCAGCAUUGGUUAAUCAAGAAACUGUUGGACAUAUGCAGGGAAUAAAGGACCAGAGCUGGAAGGAGGAGGUGGUGUCCAAAGAUACUUGGAUGAAAGGCUUGCUCAAGUCCACCUGUCUGUAUGGGCAGCUCCCCAAGUUUCAGGAUGGAGACCUUACCCUGUACCAAUCUAAUGCCAUCUUGAGGCACUUGGGCCGAUCCCUUGGGCUUUAUGGAAAAGAUCAGAAGGAGGCUGCCCUGGUGGAUAUGGUGAAUGAUGGGGUGGAAGACCUUUGCCUGAAAUACAUCACCCUCAUCUACACCAAAUAUGAGGAAGGAAAGGAUGACUAUGUGAAGGCCCUGCCUGGACACCUGAAACCUCUCGAGACCCUGCUGUCCCAGAACCAAGGAGGCAAAGCCUUCAUCGUGGGUGACCAGAUCUCCUUCGCCGAUUACAACUUGCUAGAUCUGCUGCUGAUCCACCAGGUCCUGGCCCCUGGCUGCCUGGACAACUUCCCCCUGCUCAGUGCCUAUGUGGCACGCCUCAGUGCCCGGCCCAAGAUCAAUGCCUUCCUGUCUUCCCCUGAGCAUUUGAACCAUCCCAUCAAUGGCAACGGCAAGCAGUAAUGUAGGGAGAGACCG